Kazachstania africana CBS 2517 is the source of this 1545-nucleotide messenger RNA. RefSeq names its product type 2C protein phosphatase PTC5 (gene PTC5). Gene Ontology annotation, biological process: protein dephosphorylation. NCBI's taxonomy places the organism in Eukaryota, Fungi, Ascomycota, Saccharomycetes, Saccharomycetales, Saccharomycetaceae. The record is from RefSeq and is a predicted model, not a curated record. The transcript has a single exon. Gene Ontology annotation, molecular function: cation binding; protein serine/threonine phosphatase activity. The coding region runs from base 1 to 1545 and encodes 514 amino acids.
AUGCUGCUUCGUAGAUCGUCACGUAUUCUGACACAGAGUUCGUUCCAGCGAACUUGGAAUGAGUUGCUACGCAGAAGCUACUCGUCUAAGGUAUAUCGGUUCAAUAACAAUAGUAGUAAUAACAAAUUUAAAAACAUCUCUAUUGCUAUCCUGGGUGGGAGUACUUUGAUACUGGCGUAUUCAUUGUUCUCACAAUCUACAGUCAUCUCUUUAGAGUCCCUGGGAGAGCAAAUAAGAAGGUAUACCACCAUUAAGAAGGAACCUGCUCCCACUAGUCAUGGAUUUGUCAUAUUGGAUGAUUCGCAAGUGAAUAAUCGUCUAAGAAAUUUGGAAGAAUCGUAUCUAGUUAAUCGCGGUACUGGUAUUGUUAGAUACGACAUAUCUCAAUUGCCUUCAAAUCACCCCAUUGAAGAUAAUCAUGUAGAGAGAAUCCUCUCCCAAGAUAACAACGAUAUUUACUUCUUUGGUAUCUUUGAUGGACAUGGUGGUCCAUUCACUUCGUCAAGAUUGUCUCAAGACAUUAUAAAAUACGUUUCAAAGCAAUUAUUGGAUUCAAAAGAAUCAAUGGAUAAUUCUAUUGUCAAGGGUUUUAUUAAUCUUGAUAAUGAUAUUAUUUUCAAUUCAUUUAGGAAAAUAUUUCAAGACUCUAAGGACAAUGCAAAUCUAAUCAAUUUAUUACCGGCAAUUUCAGGAUCCUGUGCACUUCUAUCUAUUUUCGAUUCUACUGAUUCCACUUUGAAAGUUGCUGUCACAGGUGACUCAAGGGCUUUACUUGGCGGUAUUGAAAACAAUGAAUGGUACGUGAAAUCUCUAUCCACAGACCAAACUGGAGACAGUCCAAGUGAAAUAGAAAGAAUACAGAAUGAGCAUCCAGAUGAACCAAAUGUCAUACGCCGUGGGAGAAUUCUCGGCUCACUGCAACCAUCAAGAGCAUUUGGUGAUUAUCGUUACAAGUUGAAUCAAAUUGAUGGUAAAUCUUUGAGAGAACUACCUGAAAAUGUGAGAAUGUUUUUGAGAACUGAACCAAAAGAGUUCAAGACACCGCCAUACGUUACCGCAAAACCUGAAAUUACGACAACAAAGAUCGAUUCUAAUAUGAAAUUUUUGGUAUUAGCCUCUGACGGUCUUUUCGAAUUACUCACUAAUGAAGAAAUCGCCGCAUUAGUUAUUAAAUGGAGAGACCACUAUAUAUUGAAAACUGCAGCAGGUAAUACUAAGAAAAACCUACCUCUUGUGAAGGAUAUCUCACAGGAUAAAGAUUCAUUGAGACCAACAUUCAGAUACAGAUCCAGUGUUGAUACCGUCGAUAAAGUGGAUUAUCUAUUGGAGGACUCCAACGUCGCAACUCACCUAAUAAGAAACGCAUUGAGUGUAGGAGGACAAAAAGAAUAUGUAUCCAGACUGGUCAGUAUACCGUCCCCCAUGAGCAGAAAGUACAGAGAUGACCUGACUGUCACAGUAGCAUUCUUCGGUGAAAAUGACAAGAUAGAUGGCACAACUGUGACUAACCAUGCGGCAACAAGACUCCCCACACCAAAACUAUAA